AUGGGGCGGCGGCGGCGGGGGGCGCUGCCGGAGCCGGCGGGCGGCUGCUCCUGCUGCCUGGCGGCGGCGCUGCCGCUGCUGCUGCUGCUGCUGCCCGCCGGCUGCCCGGUGCGGGCGCAGAACGACACCGAGCCCAUCGUCCUGGAGGGGAAGUGCUUGGUGGUCUGCGACUCCAGCCCCUCCGCCGACGGCGCCAUCACCUCCUCCCUGGGGAUCUCGGUGCGCUCGGGCAGCGCCAAGGUGGCCUUCUCGGCCACCCGCAGCACCAACCACGAGCCCUCCGAGAUGAGCAACCGCACCAUGACCAUCUACUUCGACCAGGUAUUAGUUAAUAUUGGCAACCAUUUUGAUCUUACUUCCAGUAUAUUUGUAGCACCAAGAAAAGGGAUAUAUAGUUUCAGUUUCCACGUGGUCAAGGUCUAUAACAGACAAACCAUCCAGGUAAGUUUAAUGCAAAACGGCUACCCAGUGAUUUCAGCUUUUGCAGGGGAUCAGGACGUCACCAGAGAAGCAGCCAGCAAUGGGGUCUUACUCCUCAUGGAAAGAGAAGACAAAGUGCAUCUCAAACUGGAAAGGGGUAACCUCAUGGGAGGGUGGAAAUAUUCAACCUUUUCCGGCUUCUUAGUCUUUCCACUAUAAAAGAAGGCCAAAUAGGAGACAGAUCCAUGAGCCGGAGCAAGGAUUCAAUUGUUAAAGAUACCCUGAACUUGGCAGCACAUGACAAUAUUUUCAGUCACCCCGUCAGACUGUCACAGUAGAAGAAUGAUAACCUUCUAAACUCCAACAUUUACUUUGAAUAUUGACAAUUCCUUGGAACCUGCGCCUCUAAUUAGUUUUAGACGACAGUGAUCUUUAGGAGGAAUGAAAUUAUCGACCUGAGCAAUUUGUACCUGUGAUUGUAAAGUCAAUUUUGGAUUUUAUUGUUGGGAUCAUUGACUUUCUUAUUCUUUUUUUCCCCCUCUCUUUCAUUUUUACCUCUUUUUCUUUCUCUUGUUGUUGUCCCAAUGAAACAAAUAACUCGGACCACAGAAUGGCUUUGUCAAAGGCUCACUCCAGAGCCAGAAGAAUGGAGUGUUCAGCCCAAUGAGGUGUUCUUCCAUGCUUUAUUUCUUUGUGUUGUAUAGCCUUAAGGAAAAAA
Sturnus vulgaris (Common starling) is the source of this 1138-nucleotide messenger RNA. RefSeq names its product cerebellin 2 precursor (gene CBLN2). Gene Ontology annotation, cellular component: synapse. Gene Ontology annotation, molecular function: protein binding. The record is from RefSeq and is a predicted model, not a curated record. Lineage: Eukaryota; Metazoa; Chordata; Aves; Passeriformes; Sturnidae. Gene Ontology annotation, biological process: maintenance of synapse structure.